AUGCAGCCCAACUAUCAAGUCGCUCCCGAUGGGACGCGAAUGUGGCUUCUCCAUAUCGGCAAUCUCGUGGCCGAUGAAGGCGUUUUCCUCCCCUUUCCAUCCAAUCUCAGAGAACAAAAGACGACAUCUAGUCAUGAUCUCUGUUCUUAUCGACAUCCUGAAGAUGGCCUCUUCCUUUACGAAACAGGCGCAGGCAAGGAUUACCCAGAGGUAUGGGGUCCCCAGCUUGCGGACAUAUUUGCUAGAGGCGAGCAUAGCGAGGACUUGGAGCUCGACGCAGCUAUCAAGAAGACUGGCCAUGACAUCAAGGACGUCAAGGGUGUGAUUAUUGGGCAUUUGCAUUUGGAUCAUGCAGGUGGAUUGGAGUACUUUAAAGGUACUGAUGUGCCUAUUUACGUUCAUGAGAUUGAACUCAAAAAUGCCUUUUACAGUGUCGCGACUAAGGUAGACAUUGGAGUUUAUCUACCAACCUAUCUCCAAUUCGACCUAAACUGGACGCCCCUCUACGGCGACAGCAUCCUCAUCGCACGCGGUAUAACACUGCAUUUAUGCCCCGGUCAUACUCCAGGCCUUUGCAUCAUGCAAGUCAACUUGAAGGAAAGUGGUACCUGGAUCUUUACCUCGGAUUUGUAUAUUGUGCAGGAGAAUUAUGAUAAUCUUAGCACUCAGGGUUGGUUGACGAGAGAUCAUGCUGCUUGGUCUCAGUCUAAUCAGUUGGUGCACAUGUUGCAGAAGGCGACGGGGGCGAAGGUCAUUCUUGGGCAUGAUCGAAAUGUUUUGAUGAGGCAUAAGCUUGCUCCGGAGUACUAUGAGUAG
Molecule: messenger RNA, 816 nt
Organism: Fusarium tjaetaba
Lineage: Eukaryota; Fungi; Ascomycota; Sordariomycetes; Hypocreales; Nectriaceae
Product: metallo-hydrolase oxidoreductase
Exons: 4
Coding region: 1-816 (271 amino acids)
Source: RefSeq, a predicted model, not a curated record